AUGGAUGAGAAGGCACGCAGACCCCAAAAAGGCACGCGAACGCUGAAGAGUUGCGAUUUGCUUCAAAGACAGAGAUCAACGUAUUCUGGAUCGCUCUGGCGAUGCCACACCCGUUCCCCAAACGGCAACGAGGUGACGCCCGGCAUAGAACUGCCACAUACAUACAAUGCGGCCCGACAGCAUUUGCUACACAAUGCCUCUUCACCUACUCUUGAACCGGUGUCAGGAAGGACGGACAAUCACUACGAACUUCCUGUCAUGACCAAGACGACGGCAAACAAAAAGCUAGCUUCUCUCCCCUUCAGCGGCGACGAAUUUGACCUCGCCGUCGGAGCCAGACUAGUACAUGACCUCGAUACAGGCAUCAAAGUGGCGAUCCGAGUGGCUAUACCGGCUUGA
Akanthomyces muscarius is the source of this 399-nucleotide messenger RNA. RefSeq lists its product as uncharacterized. The transcript has 3 exons. Lineage: Eukaryota; Fungi; Ascomycota; Sordariomycetes; Hypocreales; Cordycipitaceae. Bases 1 to 399 code for a protein of 132 amino acids. The record is from RefSeq and is a predicted model, not a curated record.